Messenger RNA from Oreochromis niloticus (Nile tilapia), 1257 nucleotides. RefSeq names its product glutamine amidotransferase class 1 domain containing 1 (gene gatd1). The transcript is spliced from 7 exons. NCBI's taxonomy places the organism in Eukaryota, Metazoa, Chordata, Actinopteri, Cichliformes, Cichlidae. Gene Ontology annotation, molecular function: glyoxalase III activity. Bases 117 to 758 code for a protein of 213 amino acids. The record is from RefSeq and is a predicted model, not a curated record. Gene Ontology annotation, cellular component: cytoplasm.
UUGAAAAUUAUAAGCGGAUGUUGUUGUCAGCUGACUGUACACCCUCCUCGCGUAUUUCUUUUGCAUCGUCUCACCCUCAAGGUUUUUCUUUAUAAUUCAAAGCAAAUAUUAUUAAAAUGUCUGCGAAACCAACGUGUUUGAUAGUGGCGAGUGCUUCUUCUCAAGGGGUGUCUGCGAAAUCUUUCCAUCAGUCCUUCAGCCUUUGUAGUCCGGUCUUUAACCUACAGACAGCCACACCUGGGGGGAAGCCAAUAGACUUUGUUGGGGUUGAUGAAAGCACAGCUAGAUGGGUGCAGGACUUCAGUGUGAAACCCUACGCAACACCAGCCAAACUUGAAUCCAUAGAUGGUGCCCGAUACCAGGCGCUGCUCAUCCCACACUGCCCUGGAGCGCUGAAUGACCUGGCACACAGCGGCUCUCUGCACCGCAUUCUCACGCACUUCAUCUCUCAACAAAAGCCGGUGUGUGCAGUGGGGCAGGGAGUGUCUGCACUGUGUUGUGCCACUGAAGGACAGAGGUGGAUUUUCAGUGGCUACAGCUUAACAGGGCCUUCAGUGUUUGAACUGGUGCGGGAACCUGAUUUUGCCAACCUGCCCUUGAUAGUAGAAGACUUCGUGAAAGACAGCGGUGGAUCGUACACAGCAAGUCAAGAAGAUGCCAUGCAUGUGGUCAUAGACAGGCACCUCAUAACUGGACAGAAUAUGCAGUCAACCUUGCUCGCUGUAAAUAAUCUAAUCCUGCUCUGUAAUGCCAAAUAAAAACCUGAAAUAAUGCACGAGGAAUGCUCCGAUUCGACAGCUUUGUCGUCCCACUUUUAUAUUCAUGUAAUUAAACAUUUAUUUUGAACAAGUAUCAGAAAAAUGCUGGGUCAGAAAGAGAUGUUUGGCAAAACUGCAACAUACCACUUUGUUCUUUGUUGAUGCUGUUAUUAUAAACCAAGUAAAAGCAAGAUAGGAUUGUGUAGAUUUAAACAUAAUAAAAAAAUAAAGCAUCAGGAGCAGAUGUAUUGUUGCUGAUGGAUGAAUCUUUUUAAGAGCACAGAUGAUUUUAGGCGUUGGACUGAAGCGAUGCUGCAGAAGUCUGAAGGCCUCCAUAUAUAAAUAAACCCCUUAUUUAAGAUGGAUACAUACUGAUAAUCAUGCAGCUUCUUUUGUUGAAUGCAGAGAUGUUCUGUACUAAUCUGUACUUUUUUUUUCCUUUUCUUUUUUUUUUUAAAUCGUAUCAUCACAGAAAAGAAAUAAAAUACACUGAAGUACC